Phalacrocorax carbo (great cormorant) is the source of this 4184-nucleotide messenger RNA. The record is from RefSeq and is a predicted model, not a curated record. Lineage: Eukaryota; Metazoa; Chordata; Aves; Suliformes; Phalacrocoracidae.
GCAAACAACUUGACUCCACACAAUGUCUAAAGCUUUGCACUGAAACCCCUGCACUCUCCAAGUGUCCAAACCAGUGACUACAUCCCAAAGAUACCACAGCCUGCUUGCAGGAGUCAGGUCUUUUCCAUGGUGCACCUAAAACUGUGGCUGUGGCUUAGCUGUUGUGUCAUGGGGCCACUUGGCAGAAGGGGGCAUGGCUUGGCAUGGCACCUUUCAUCAGGAUCUGCAGCCUCAUGGAGCCACCCAGAAUCCUGCAAAGAGAAAUAAGUUUACCACUAUCCCUUUGUCCCAUCCACUGUCUGGACAACCCACCAGCACAAGCACCGGUGCUCUGGAUUUAAUCAUGCACAGCGAUUGCUAGGGAAUGAGUGGUUCCAGGUCGGGCAUGAUGGUCUUGGUGGUUCUGAUGUAGGCUCAGAGCAUCCCUACUGUGCCUGAAAAGAGGUUGUUUCAGUUGCUUGCAUCUUGGACCUGCUUCCUGACCUUCUUCUUCCUCUUCCCCAAAGAGACAAGCAUUAAAGUGCAGACUGUGCCUGCGUUCCCUUUUCCCAGGUGCACUAAGGUGAAGCCCACGUGUGAGCACUCUCUCCAACAUUGGGCCAGUCUGUUCAAGGGCAGGCAGACCCAUGCUGAGCUGCCGGCAUCCGCCUGCUGCCGCAGCAGCAGUGUUGAGCCCGACUCCUGCCAGCCGUGCCAUCCAGAAAAGGACAUGGAUUCCUGAGGGGAGAAGUUGACCAGGAAUCAAACAUUACCACUGCAGAGAUGGGGGCCAAACUAAUAUGAGUGCAGCCGGCAGGGUGAGGGAAAUUAUCCUUUCCCUCUGGCUGGCAUUUGUUAAUCCCUAUCUGGGCACUGUUUUGGGGUCCCCAGAAGAAGUUAGUGGCAGACUUGAAGCGAGCCUGAUGAAAACCACCAAGAUAGUCUGGAGCACAGGACACGCAAGGAGAGGCUGAGAGAGCUGGGUUUGUGUGGCCAGGAGGAAGGAAGGAAGAGAGGGAGCUUAUUGCUGUCUGCAGGCACCUAAUGGGAGGAUGUGGACAAGGUGGAGCCAGAGACUUGCUGGGGAUGCACAGUCACAAGUCAAAAGACAACAGCACAAGCUCCAGCUUAUCUUCAGCAUGAGCGUGGUAAGACACUGGAACAGGGGCCCAGACCCCCAGCAGAGAGGCUGUGGAUUCUCCAUCCAUGGAGGUACUCAAAGAUGGACUGGACAAAGCCCCAGGCAACCUGAUUUAACCUUGAAGUAAGUCCUGCUUUGAGCAGCAGGUUGGACUAGACCCCUCCAGAGUCUCCUUCCAACCUGAAUUAUCCCAUGAGCCUACACUCAGAGAAAGCCACUGCAACCCAGACCUAGCGGGUGGCAUCCCUGGCUGCACGCCUUCAUUCCGGAAUAACGAGCUGUGGUUGUCAGGGAGGUUGCCAGGGAGGCUGACAUCAGACAUCCCUUCCCUAUAGAUUAUCGUGCACAGCAGCACCAUUCCGCAAUCUGCAAACGAGGCGGGAGGGCACCCAGAGGAAGCCCCGGAGGGUGUUUUGCGUCACUGGCCUGGGUUGCCUAGCACCGCUGGGACCGUGGAGAGGGGGCACCAGCUCUGGGGGCUUGGAGGCUUUUUCCCCCUGCGUGUCCUGUUUGAGAGCCAAACACUGCUGAGGACGUAAGAGAGGAGCAACCGAGGCGAUGGCAGCCGAGGCAGGGGUGCUCGAGAUGCCCUUCGUCCAGGAUGACCAGCUCACUAGGCGCAUGCGACUGAGAUUCCAGAGCCUGCAGCAAAAAAACAUGAGGCCCCAGGAUGGUGAGAAGCUGCUGCAUCCCAAUGAGCACAUCUACCGAGUGGAUUUCACCCAGCAACACAACCUGCGCUUCCUCCGCUGGGACAUCCAGCUGGAGAGACCUGGGAAGGUCACUGUGACUGGCACCUCCCAGCACUGGACUCCUGAUCUCACCCACCUUAUGAACCGGCAGCUGCUGGAACCAGUGGGAAUCUUCUGGAAGAAGCCAGGGGCCAAGGAGGUGGAGUGCAACGAGGCAGAUGCCCAGGAAUUUGGGGAGCGGAUAGCAGAAUUAGCACAGAUCCGCAAGGUGAUGUAUUUCCUCCUCGCUUUCACUGAUGGCCUCGAACCAGCUCAGCUGAAGGGCUCAGUCAUUUUUAAAGCCUGAUCCCCUCUUGCUCAGCCCUUUUUGCUCCAGCUGCGCUUUUGUUUUCAUUUUUCUUUCUCUCAGUUCAGUUCUUGGUUCAUUUUUUAUGUUGUUGUUUGUUUUUUUUUUUUAUGAGGGACGGCAUUGUGAGAAAGUGGAGGACAGCUCAGUGCUUCCGGAGCCCCUCAGCCCUGCAACAUAUUCCCAUACCUACUGUCCUCUGUCUGAACGAUGGGAAGGAGGGGGCCAUGAGCUUGCUGCUGUAUUUUCCUAGACCAUAAGACUGCAUGCUUGUGAAUUCAGUAGGGAUUCACCAGGUCUGACUGGUGCAGGGUCUUGCUGGCUUGGAAAUAUGAGGCUGCCCUAAGACCUCCAACUAUGGCAACUGCAUCCUAAAAACCUGAUGGAAAAAUAAGAAAUUGCCAUACUAGAAAUAGGAGAGACAAUCUGGAGACAGCUGUGCCUUCCAGUUUCCAUCCUAGCCUUUAAAAAGGGGGGGCUUGUUUGCAAUGGAGUGCUUCUCCUUGCUGUGACUGUGGCUGCUUGGUGUCUCUGAAGACCGGUCUCAUGGAGGAUCACCUUGCCAUGAAGCUGAAGUACAUUUGGACAUGAUGUAUUCUGCAGAUUGCAAACCCACUGGACAAACUGGUGCGGGGAGGUUGGAUUGCUCUCUUCCUGACAGCCGCCACCAUUUCUUGCUGGGGGUCACUGUGGGGUGGUGUAUUCCAGCUUGCUGCUCACCUUGUGCUUCCUGGAGAUUGUUGGUCCUGAGAUGGGUUGGAGCAGGCGUGCAUGUGUGUGCAGAGCUGGGCAAGCGAGCCAGCAGCUCAGAGCAGGCUGUGGGUCUGAGCCAGCAUUGUGUCCCCUGCAGCAAAAACAAUCUGUGCAUUGUUAUGGCCUUAAAGCACCCAUGAACAUAUUUAUUCUGAAGCAUCUAUAGAGAGCUGGGAGGCUGCAGAGCACUUUGCAAACCACAGAGCAGGAACCUGCUGCUGCUGUCCCCAAAAAGCCUUGUCUCCUACCCUCUACAAAUGCUGAGGCAGGCAGCGGUGUCUGGGUGGCGAUGGGAGUGGAGAGGGAAGGUGGUACCUUUGCAAGUUUAGGAGCAGUAGGGUGUUUUGUGCCUGGCUUGUCCCAUGACUGUCAAUUAACUACUAACUUUGGGUGUUCCCUUUCUCUCCACCAAAAGGUGGAAUGUAUUUUGGUGAAGCUUCUUGAGACCCACAGAUAGAAAUGUCCUUUGAAAGAGUCAAGCAUUAUUACAAUUUGUCCUUCAUUAAGAUUGCAUUCAAACGUGGGUCAACAAUCCUCAGGGUAUGGCCUGAGUUUUUUCUGAGAUGUGUAAGGAGAGGGCAGUGAUGGGAAAGCAGGGACAAGGUGACCUCGUACCCAUGGCCUGCUGUCUUGUGUGGACCGUCCCAAAAAGAGUCCAACCUCUUCUCCAAAGCCUCCAGAGAUGCAGACUCCUAGCCCUCCCCAGCUCAAUAAUAGUGUAUAAAAUGAUUUACACAAGCUAUGCCAGGGAGAGAGGUGAAGGAGAGCAGGAAGAUCAUCUACUGGCCUGUGAGAUGGUGGCAGCUUUGGGUCUUGCCCACAGCCAAAGCUCAGCAAUCACUGAAUCAUACAGCCAUGCCAUGAGCACUGCUGGAGAAGUUGAUGUCUUUGCUUAGACUCCAAGAAAUUCUGGAGUAAAUGAAGAGAGGUAAAAGUGGAUCCAUCCCUGCAUAGCUAUGGCAUGGAUCCACAGUAGGCCGAACCUACUUCUAUGGCCCUGGAAGACUUUCCCAUAGGAGACCCUAUAGGAGGCAUACAUCCCAGAGCAGGUCUCCUGACUACAAAUCACAUUAGACCCAAUAACAGGGGCCACUGCUAACUUCCAAAGGGGUUUUUGCAUGCCAGAUCUCACAAUAUGCCAUUGCUACAUUGCCAGUUGCUGGGAUGGAGCUAUUGCUGCACAUACCUCGCUGGGUAUUGAUGUACCACCACAAAUAAAAGUGUAGUCAACAGGGUUCCCCGUAAGGACUGAGGCUGUGAGUGUCUUCUUCAU